CGAACGACUGAUUAGGUCACGUGGUACUUUUGGAGUCUUCGUGGCGUAGCUUGUUCAGCUGCUCGUCGAAGCGGCUGUCGGACGGUUGCCUGUCAUCGAGUCUACGUACGAUGUAGCGGCCAUUUUUGUUCUUAGUUCAUAAUAGAGUGCGCAUAUUUGAUGUAGUUAGAAGGAAAUUAGCUAAUUUCAAGAUGACUAUCAUAGUUUUCUUAAUAGAUACGUCUGCUUCCAUGAACCAAAGAGCUUAUUUGGGUGGACGCCCAACAUUGCUCGAUGUAGCCAAGGGCGCUGUGGAAACGUUCGUAAAGGUGCGUCAGCGUUCUCCUGAAAGCAGAGGCGACAGGUAUAUGCUUCUAACUUUCGAAGAACCACCCGCGAACAUCAAGGCUGGCUGGAAAGAGAAUUUAGCUACUUUUAUUAACGAGUUGAAAAACUUACAAUGCCUGGGCCUGACCACUAUGGGAGCGGCCUUGAAGCAUGCUUUCGAUGUGUUGAACAUCAACAGAAUGCAGACAGGAAUAGAUACUUACGGGCAGGGGAGAUGCCCAUUCUAUCUGGAGCCUUCCGUCAUAGUGGUCAUCACAGACGGAGGAAAAUUGUCUAGCAAUGCUGGUAUUCAGGAAGAAUUCAAUCUACCAAUGAACUGCCCGAUUCCCGGCUCCGAGUUGACUCGAGAACCGUUCCGCUGGGACCAGAGGCUUUUCUCUCUCGUUCUACGCCUGGCCGGAACGCCCGCGGUAGAAAGAGACACAGGACUGGUGCCGUCAGACUCAUCGCCCAUAGAUGCUAUGUGUGAGGUCACAGGCGGCCGCUCCUACUGCAUCACCUCGCACCGUAUGCUGAUGCAGUGCAUCGACAGCCUGGUCCAGAAGGUGCAGAGCGGGGUCGUCAUCAACUUCGAGAAGAUCGGCCCCGACCCGCCGCCGAUAGAUGGCGGCACGGGCCGAGAGGGCGAGGCGGGCGAGGAAAUACCCCACGAGCCCGAUAAAGAGAUGGAGACUGAUGCGGAGAGGAAUGGGCGUUGGAACGGCGCCGGCGGCCAAUACCAGGCCGGGUUGACGACCAAUCAGCAGGGCCCGAGCGCGCCGCAGGCGUGGCACUCAUGCCGUCGCCUCAUCUACGUGCCUCGCACCGUGUCGCAGAAGGGAUUCGCUGUGGGCUUCUGGCCCAUACCUGAGAGCUUCAGGCCCGACCCCAACGCUCCUACACUGCCGCCUCGCUCGGCGCACCCGGCGGUCAAGUUCACUUGCCUGAGCCAGGAGCCGAUGGUGAUCGACAACUUGCCCUUCGACAAGUACGAGCUGGAGCCGAGUCCGCUAACCCAGUUCAUACUGGCCAGGAAGCAGCCGACCAUCUGCUGGCAGGUGUUUGUAGCCAACAGCAGUUGCAAGAACACUGAAGUGAGCCAUCCGUUUGGCUACCUGAAAGCGUCUACCAACCUCACAUGUGUGAACUUGUUUGUUCUACCGUACAAUUAUCCGGUGCUUCUACCGUUGUUGGACGAGCUGUUCAAACAGCACCGGUGCAAGCCCACCCCGGAGUGGAAACUCAACUUCCAGAUGUACUUGGAUAGGAUGCCUUCGUAUUAUGUUGCGCCUUUACGCAGAGCCCUAGCGAAGAUGGGCGCCUCAGCUCCGCUAGUCCAGAGUUUGAUUCCCGACACACAGGACAACUCUCUUAGCUUCUCCGUUCUGAACUACUUGAAGAAAUUGAAAAACUUGGCUAAGAUAGAGUUUGAUAAGCUGUGCGCCGAUGUAAUUAAUAAGGCUUCUAGUAAUAAUACUCAAAAGGUAGCAGAAAGCGUGCGCGUAGUGCCUAGAUCACCGCUGAAGAAGGACUUGAUAACGCAUCCCUCGUUACAAGACAAGUUCUCAGCGCUCCGGGACCAACUCAACGAGUUUGGAGGCUUCGUGGUGGGUCUGUCGAGAGGACGCCACAAGACCCAGGCUCACACGUAUAGGAACCCUUUUGAUAUACAGAGACGGGAUCUGUUGGAUCAGGUGGUCCGAAUGCGAGCUAACUUCCUGCAGCCCUCUCUCGCUCACACGCGCCUGGUAGACGAGGACAGCCUACACUCGAUGCCGGUGGCGCAGAUGGGCAACUAUCAGGAGUACCUCAAGCGUAUGACGCCGCAACUGAGGGAGAUCGAGACGCAGCCCGUCAGGCAACACAUGUUUGGGAACCCGUUCAAGAUUGAUAAGCGCAUGAUGGUAGACGAAGCUGACUUCGACCCGCUAGGCUCCGUCCGCUCCGGGCCGGCCGCGGGCGGGAAGCGCGGCGCGGAACUGUCCCGGACGGCCGUCCCGCCCAAGCGCAAGGCGGGCCCGCUGCCCCAACAUGUCAGGGCACGCCGGCCGUCGUCUCCGGUCACCAUGGUGACGCCUGUGCCGCCGCGCCGCGCGACUAAUCUGAGGGUCGAUACAAAUGUGACGGCUAGUCGGCCGCCUGAGGAGCCUCCGAUCCUGGAUACGGGGGGGCUGGUGAUCAGCACGCCGACGCCGCCGUCCAGCCCGCCCGCCGUCGCGCCCGACAACCUGCCGCCCGUCGUCAAACCAUUCCUCAAUGGAGACGCCUACACGACGAUGGGCAGCAAGAUGCCGCGCUCCCCUUCACCGCCGCCUGAACCUACACCCCACAGCUCCCAGGCGCCGCCCCACAUACCCCACACCCCCCACACCCCCGCACCGCCACCCCUCGUGCCUCCGCCCACGCCGCACGUCGCCCAACCUCUACCACACACGUCGCAGACGUUACCACCGCCGCCGACGCCGCCGCCGCCGCCCGACACGCAGGAGUUGGCCAUCAAUGCGAUCAUACAGGGCAUUGCGGCCGAGAAUAACUCUAAUGGACGCACGAGGAAGAGGAAACGGAAGAACGACACCAAAUCCUCAACAUCGUUACACAUAAUACCUCCGCCGCCGCCGCCCCCGCCUGAAGUGUCUCGAAAAGAAAUGAUAGAAAUUAAGAAACACAACCUCGACGUCAGAACAGAAGUUUAUAAGGCUAUAAGGAGGCCUGGUAGAGAUUUUUCAAAGCUGUUCGAACAUUUAAAACAAUUGAGGGGCAGUGCGGACGUUAAAAAGGAAGUGUUACGUGAAGUGAUAAACGAAUCCCUAAGAUUCAAGCGUAAAGCGCUCGCGAAACACUUGGAAGACUUUCUGAGUGGCUUAGACAAGAACGGUAACAGUGCCUCUAGUUUGAAACGUGAAAUUAAAAGUUUAACAAAUUCUUUGUAUAGUAAUACGAACAACCACAGCUAGUGGUGAGCUCUGCGAGUCCAAGUUGAUCGAUUAGUGUUGCGGCCAUGACAGUAGGUUUUUAUUCGUUGGUGUUUUGGGCAAAUGUUAAUAAUACCAAGGCGGUCCUUUACGAAGUAAUGCCAAGUCUAUCAGUGAAGUAAUUUUUCCAACGGCAUAUCGAGGUAAUGUCGUAUCCCGAAGGGGGUUUUUAUAUUAAAAUUAGAUUUGCGGUCACUGGAAGUUUCUUGUUACCAUUAGUUUAGCUCUUUUUCCGCUUUCUUAUAUGAGAUACGUGCGAUUAUAAUACCUUUAUUGGUAAGGUGAAAUUAGUCUACAGUUUACUGUGUGAUAGUUCUUUACAAACGUUGACUGAACUAUAUGCAUCUUUAAUCAUAUCAGUAAUUGAAAUUAAAGAAUAAAGGCGUAAAAAGGGCUAAGUUUUUAUUUUAGAUAUAAUAUAUUAUCUUCAUUGACAUUGUAGUAAUGAUAUUUUAACCAUAGACUGCUCAGAAACACUUCAGAUUCCUUGCAAGGCCAGUAACCAAAGAUGCUUAUAUUUUAAGGCUCACACUAUUUGAAUUUACCCUCACUUGAUACGGUUAAUCACAUUUGCCCCAAAAACAAUUGAAUGUUUUGUUAUAUAACCGACACCUUUGGCAUAAUUACCGUGUUCCGCCCGACAGUAAUUAAUUUGAUCUAACUUGGACUUACAGACGAGCACAAAAAAGAGCUUAUAUUAUAUCACCAGAUCUGAAUCUUCGACGUAAGAAAAAAGUGGAGAAAAUGCCACCAAACAAAAUAUUGAAGCCCUAACUUGCUAUACCGUGAAUUCGCACCUUCAUUUUGUUAGUUUAUUUUCACUAUUUUGUUAGUGGUACUUUUCGACAUUUUUGUACGUCGAUUUCGAGUACAUACUUCCGAACCUAAGUAUUAUUGUAAGAUAUGAUUCAAUGUUCACCCUUCACGCUCACUGCCUCACAUUAUGUUCAAAUAUUUAUGAGAUAAUGUUGUAUCAUUUCAUACGAUGCGUACAAAGGACAUUGUGACGGAAUUCUGAUUGCAUAAACCUAAAUGUAGUAAGUACAUUCAUUGCACAACAAAACUAAUCAAAAUUAAAUUGUUUGUCUUGCUCUGACAGUAUAAUGUCAGAGCAAGAGGUCAUAGAUUUAAUUUUGAUUAUCUUUGUUGUGCAAGCUACCCUAAGAAGGUUUCAAUGAUUUUAUUUUACCAUUUGUUCUUUCAGAAAUGAAUUUGUUAUAAUGCUUAGUUGUGCCUCAAUAUUGGUAUGUUUGAUCAAUAGAUAGCUAUUAUGAAUGUUAUUGACUGAUUAAGGAUGUUUGAAUGCAUUUACGUUAUUACUGAAGAGAUCUACGGGUCUGCUCUUUGAGCUGGGUCCCUUGUUGUUUCUAGUAUUCUCUAUGCUCAGGCGAGCAAAUAUUUUGGCUUUAAAUUGGAUUACAACUGUAAUUAACACUAUUUGAUUGUGGCACAAACCAGUAUACAGAAGUAAAGCUCCUAAUUAUGUGUACACAAUAGCACGUUUAACACGAGUUAGCGUACAGACCGCGACUUCAAACUAAGCAUUUUUUACUCUAUAACUAAAUAUCCAUGACUGAUGCUGAUGAUUGCGGAAUAUAUUGUAGAUUAUAUUAGGUAUGUCUCGAAACUAAGCUUUACUUCUAUACUCUCGUUUUGCAGUUUAUGCCAGUGUUGUCACAUUUUCUUAAGCAUGAUUGGACUGACUCGCUUAUUAAAGUUAAAACUUUUAAGCAAUAUUAUGUGGUUCAAACAAAUUUUUCAAUGUAUUAUUGCAAAGAGAUUAAGUAAAAACUUUAUGGUAAUUACAGAAUCUUUUCAUACAGCCCCAGAUUCUAAAAUACAUAAAUGUUGAUCCGAAAUAACGCAUUUAUUUCAGAAUCUCAUUUUCAAUAUUCAUUGAAAAUUAUGACACACCACGUUAUCAAAUAAAUUUUGUGAUAAACUAAACCAUUGCACUGCUCUGUCAUUUUGUGUUUCUUUACAAUAAAUGUGAAAAGAAAGCAAUAUGAAAUUAUUAUAAGUCGUUCGAGGAAAAGACUUGAUUGAGAAGAUGUCUUAAUUUAUGAAAUAAGCGAGUACUUAAAAAGGUUAAGUAAGAUACCGAGGUUAUUUAAUAUUAGAAGGUGAUGCUAAAUUGCAGUUUUACACAAAAUGACAGAAACUUACCCUGUCGUGUCUUUAAAUAAAAUAUUUUGUAAAUAUUAAUGUAAAUUGUUAGGGGAGUAUUUUACCAAUGAGAAUGUACUUUGUGUAUGGUGCAUUUACGCAUCAGUCAAUUGUAAAGUGUAUAUAUUUUUUUCAUAAAUAAAUUAUGAUCCUUUUUGGAUUUUA
Plutella xylostella (diamondback moth) is the source of this 5609-nucleotide messenger RNA. It is a transcript of the gene IntS6, whose product is annotated as integrator complex subunit 6. Gene Ontology annotation, cellular component: integrator complex. NCBI's taxonomy places the organism in Eukaryota, Metazoa, Arthropoda, Insecta, Lepidoptera, Plutellidae. The record is from RefSeq and is a predicted model, not a curated record. Gene Ontology annotation, biological process: snRNA 3'-end processing.